Molecule: messenger RNA, 411 nt
Organism: Enterobius vermicularis (human pinworm)
Lineage: Eukaryota; Metazoa; Nematoda; Chromadorea; Rhabditida; Oxyuridae
Source: the annotation of a GenBank genome assembly
AUGAUUGGUAUUUUGAAUACUGGUGGCGAAUAUAGUGAAUUUUACGCUGUCAAUCCUGAAACAACAUCGCAUACCAUAUUCACUGGAACGGGAAGAAAACCAAAAAUUACCUAUUCAAAAGGUGGACGAGUUUUCAUCAACGGAGAACCACAGCUAAAAACUAAUCCAAAGGAGCUGUGGGAUAACUUACUAACGCGAGCAAUUUCAAAUUCGGCAAUUGUUUCAACACUAAAAGCAUCUGGACUGGACCCGAAACUUGUUACCAAUGCAACAGGCGAAAUCAUGGAUUUACGCAAAGUUAACAGUGAGGCCAGUCUUCCUGAACUUGUAGCACCACCCAGCAAAGAAAGCAAAAACCUUAUAAAAUCGUUGAAAAUCUUCAAGCGACAUCGCAGAAGCAGUUCCUGUUAA